GCUGACUGGGUAACGCCUGUGACACCUCGUAGCCCGCUGCACAACUUUGCACAACUUUGCACAACGUUACAAGGAAACAUGUCGUUCAAUCCGAAAACGUUGCAGAAUGGAGAACUCGCCCUCUGGUUUUCAUCCCAUCUCUCUGGAUAGGGGAGGGCUCAGUUUCCAAACGUUUUGCAAAGUUUCCAUGUUGAACUGCACGUUUCCAGCCCAGCAACAGACGUCCGAGGCGAGUUGAUCUAAUGGAAAAAGCGCCAAUUAAAGAGGAACUAAGUGCAACGCCCUUGUGUACUAAACAACAGUGUUCACGGCACCGCCCGUAACCGCUGCUAUAUUUGUGUUUGGCGCCACACUCCGCCCUACUUGUCCGAUGUCAACAACUGCAGGAGGAAACAGCUGUCACGAUUCUCUGCUAAAAUGUUGCUCGUUUUUUCCUUCUGUUUCCCGAUCCUCUCUCUGGUCUCUGCAUCUGAAGAUCAGCGAGAGAUAAAAGUGAAUCCUGGACAGGACGUCUCUCUUCAGUGUCAGGGUCUCAGAGAUGCCUCCGUCACACUGUUAGAGUGGACCAGACCUGACCUGAAGUCAGACGGUUACGUGUUCUUUUACCGAAACGAGCGGCCGUAUGAAAACUACCAGCAUGAAUCUUUUCAUGGUCGAGUGGAGCUGAGAGAUCCAGAGCUGAAGGACGGAGACGCUUCUGUUGUCCUGAAGAACGUCACCUUCAACGACACUGGAACAUACGAGUGUCGGAUUGUAACUAACGCACGACAAGAGAUCAAGCACCUGAUCGACCUGAAGGUUACAGACUCAGAUCACACAGCUGGAAACAAGGAGGGAGGAAACAAGGAGGGAGGAAACAAGGAUGGAUUUCGUAGCAUCGUAGUUGGACUGUCAGUUCUUUGUUUGUUGCUUGUUGUUGUUGUUGGUGUUGUUUUUGUUUUUGUUUUUGUCUGUAGAAAACGUAAGCACUCAUCAGAACAUUGUUCAUAUAAACCUCCUCCUGAAAAGUCAGGUGACCUGAACAGUUACUAAUUAGUGUAAAUGCAUUAAGCUUCAUAUCAACAGGACAAAAUGUAACUUCUUCUCUGGUUUUAGUGUCCUCUGUAGACAGUGAGAGUUUCGACAGAAUCAGCAACACAAUAUGAAUUUGGUCGAAGUUGAACAUAAACUACAGGAGCUACAGCAGGCUAGCAGGCUAAAAACAGUUUUUCACUGUGUGCAAUAUAAACAGUUUAUUAAGCCCUUUAUUCUCAUUAAUCCCAUCAUUACUCACUGCAGCCAGUCAGCUUCUCUGCUACUUCUAAUUUCUCUUCUGGACGAACAGAUAUGAGCGAGGGUCCACAAUUUGAAUUAAACACUUAUUGAACACAACACAACCUAUAUGUUAUUGCGUAAUUUGUCUUUUCUGUAUCAGAUGAAACUUUAUUGUUUAUUAUAGAAUGAUUGUUUUGUUUCAGAUGUGUACAAUCUUGUGAUACAGGUUGAAUUUUCUUCACUUUACUGUAACCUGUAUAAGCUCAAUUAUGUGAAUAAAUAUGUUUUUACAUUUAAA
Micropterus dolomieu (smallmouth bass) is the source of this 1552-nucleotide messenger RNA. RefSeq names its product coxsackievirus and adenovirus receptor homolog. The record is from RefSeq and is a predicted model, not a curated record. The coding region runs from base 418 to 1032 and encodes 204 amino acids. The transcript has 4 exons. NCBI's taxonomy places the organism in Eukaryota, Metazoa, Chordata, Actinopteri, Centrarchiformes, Centrarchidae.